AUGUUCGCGAAGUGUAUGUGCAAAGAAAUGCGUGGAUAUUUUAUUGCGAUAAUGAAACUCAUUUGGUGCUGCUUAUUAGCAGUAUUUGUGGCAGUGUCUUUUGCCGCAAUUGACGUGGAAAAGACUGUCAAACAAGUUCAAAGCAUACUCCAGGCAAACCAACAGCUCCCUAGACUUACCCGAGAUGAAAUUCUAGAAUUAUUAAACGACAUAAGGUCUGAAGAUUCAAAAUCGUCAACAUCAACAAAAGAACCAGAGGAAGCAGUUAGUGCGGGUGAAAUACCUUUACAGUACAGUGCAAUCAUAAAUGAAGUAAACCUACCCCUGCCAAACAUACUAGAAAAUAUAGUAGGUGACAACAAAGAUAUACCAGUAACAACCUUAGAACCACCAAGUAUAAAUAUACUACCAAAGAAAAAAAAUAAGCCCCCGCUCUUGACAUCAGAAAAAAGUUUCUUACUACAACAAUUAUACCCGCAAGCACACCAUACACCAGAUAAUAUAGCUACUGAUGAUGAUGAAAGUGAACUAAAUGAUCCUGAAACAACUACAACGAGUAAGCCUACACUAAUGGUAGUACUACCCUAUACUCCACGAGAUGGGUCAUCGUUGCAAGAAUUAUAUACUAGACCACCACGAGUCCAAGUAGUGCAUGAGUCAAGUACAACAGUAAAACCUAAAACGUCAAAACCAUUUGAAAACUAUCCAGAUAAUGCUGGGUUAUCAACAGAAUUGAUUACCAAUUUCCCUGAUGAAUUAAAAGCAUUUCUUGAUGCUCAUGGUUUAAAAGGAAAACCAGGACAAGACAAUUUUUUACUGCCCCUUGAAGGGUUCAAACCCAUGCCACCAGUAAAAAUAGUAGAUGGUACAGUUGAUUUACCUGAGAAUAUUCUACUGACUUAUGAUCUUAUAUCACCAACCAGCGAUUCCAACACGAAAAAUGAAGCUGCAUAUUCAAUGUCACCCAGCAACUUUUUGUAUUCACCGCUCCGGCCAGAGCUGCCAUUCGAGUUAGAUGCUUCGUCGUCAGAAACAAAGGAAAUCAGCAUACCUUUUGACAUGCCAGUCAAAAAAUAUAAAUCAGGAACAGCAUUAAAUUACGACCCAAUUGAAUACGAGUCAGUAAAAGUUAUUCCACUUAACAAAGGAAUUAAUCCUAUAAGCGAACAGAUAAGUAGUAGUAAUGAUCAGAGUAAAAGGCAAGUUACGACUAAUGAAACAACUACAAAGCAAAGUAAAGAAGAAUCUACCACCACUACUUCGACUACUACCGAAGAACCUAAAACAAAUGUUGUGAGUGAAUCAGUAUCUGUAGAUGCCGAUACAGGCGCCUCCAUUUCAGAUCUUGAAGCAUCUUUUGGUGGAGCAGUUCCUCCACAACCAGGUGACUCUGAGUUGCCACCACCAAAAAAGAACGGUUUCUAUUGGAUGCUUGAUUGGAAUAGUUUUCUGGAAGUUGGCGACGGUGAUACUAAAGUAAAUAUACGUUUUGAGCCAAAACUGGGAGAUCCUCAAAUGUUCUUACCGGUUACAGUUCCGUGA
This is a messenger RNA of Arctia plantaginis, 1542 nucleotides long. The record is from the annotation of a GenBank genome assembly. Lineage: Eukaryota; Metazoa; Arthropoda; Insecta; Lepidoptera; Erebidae.